AUGUCGUCACGCAAGGUCAGAGUCAAGAAGUUGAGUAUCAAAACUCCUCUUCCUGUGCUUAGAGAGGAUCAAAUCGAUCCUUCUGAGUAUGAAGCACUCAGUUCCGAAACCCAAAUUUCAACCGGUGUCGAACACGCCGAGGAAAAGGAGUUCCAUUUGCAAAGUAUUCUGAAGGAGACGGGAACCAGCAAUACCCAAGAAAUUCCCGUACCCCCUCCUCAAGAGAGUGAUAUCAAUUAUGAUGAACUCUACCCAAGUAACUUUCAUCAACCAUCCUCAUAUAUUCGGUUUUCUCAGACCGUAGAGGAAUGUAUCAGUUGCCAAUAUGACAUGAGCACCGAGGAUGCCGAAUUCCUCAAGUCAUACAAUGGCAAAUCCCCAACUGGCGGCCCGUUGUCCGAGGACGACUUUGAGCGAAUCAUGGAGGUCUUUGAGGAUACCGCGGCUGAGCAGACUCCAUUUGCAUCGGUAGACAAUACUAUUGUCGCCUAUGACAUGAUGGUUCCAUCACUCAACCACCUCGGUAGCACGACAAUACUCCAGCAUGCCAAGGCAAUCUAUGAGUAUUGGAGUAACGCCCGCCAGGAGAAAGGCAACAAGCCUUUGCACCCCACUCUUAAAUUUGAAAUUCACCAGGAAACAGACGAUACCGACCCCUAUGUCUGUUUCAGAAGAAGAGAAGCCAGACAGACCAGGAAAACCAGGGCUCGGGACAACAAGAUUGCCGACACGCUCAAGCGUCUUCGACGUGAGCUUGAAGAUGGUCGCCAGCUUGUGCUACUGUCAUUUGAGCGAGAAAUGAUGAAGCGCGAGGUCCUACACAUGGAUCGGGCCGUAUUUGAAGAGCGGGCAAGGUUGAAGCAGAUGAAGCUGAGGCUAGGUAUCAAGGGCGAGGACGAAGAUCUUGUAAACCAAAAGCCCCAGAAGCGAAAGGCCGCAGAACCUUCCAGCGUUCAAAGGCAACAGGCGGCCCAACUGCGGGCACCUGUCCGUUCAGAUGGUCGCUCAGUCGAACAGGACCUUGUGUUAUUGUCUGACCAAUUGGCGCAGAAGGAGAAUGAGCUCCGCGAUGAAAUCGAAAACAAGGUACAGAACCACCGCAGGUGGAACCAGAACCAUAUCGAUCUCACGAGAGAGCCGUUAUCACCAGUGAAGGAGCAAGGCACGGAGCUUAAGUUCCGACCCGCCAAAACCCAGUACCUGAUGACACCGCCGGCAUCCAUCUCCUCGGAAGAAAUGGAUGUGGAUGCAGUGCAACCUGAGCCCAUGGAUAUCGACAAGCCACAGCAGCUUCCAGUCUUCCAGUUCAAGGCAGGUGCUGCGGCUUCUCACGAUCAGCCACAGACAAACCAGCCCUCAUUCCGACGCCGCAUUGGUCGUCUGCAGCGGCUAUGGAUUGAUCGUAGAGGAAUGGCGACUCCUCCAAGGCAGGAUAGCCACGAUUAUUCCGAUCGGUGGAAGUAUGAUUCUGAUGACGAUGACGUCGAUCCUCCAGUGUACGAAGUCGAUCCAUUUGAUACGCGAGCACUCAAGUUCAGAGCGACGAUUCCGCUGAGCCCGUACAUGUUCCGCGGUGGACGACCAUCGAUCGCUCCAGAUGCAGCCCAUGCUGCGGCAGCGGCGGCGGCAGCCGCAGCAGCAAGUAACAGAACGUUACCACAGCCUCCACCGGCAGCCGCGCAAGCGCAAGCAGCGUCAUAG
This is a messenger RNA of Pochonia chlamydosporia 170, 1701 nucleotides long. Its product is annotated as EPL1-like protein. Gene Ontology annotation, cellular component: piccolo histone acetyltransferase complex. Gene Ontology annotation, biological process: regulation of transcription by RNA polymerase II. Lineage: Eukaryota; Fungi; Ascomycota; Sordariomycetes; Hypocreales; Clavicipitaceae. The record is from RefSeq and is a predicted model, not a curated record. Bases 1 to 1701 code for a protein of 566 amino acids. The transcript is spliced from 3 exons.